UCUUAAUCUACACAAAGAUUUCUCACAAUUUCUCUCUUUCUUUUCUCUCAUAAGAGCUCUCACUCAAUGUCUCUUGCUUUCUCCUACUCUUGCUUCCCAUUGCCUUUGCAUGCAUGGAUGACUCGAGGUUUUGUGAAACCCCUUUAAAUUCUUGCUCCUCACAACCUGAAAGCUUGACCAGUAGUCCAGUUUCUCCAUACAGAUAUCAAAGACCACUAGGUGCUUUCUCAUCCACUCCAAACAGUUCAUACCCUUCAUAUGGUUGCAACAUCAGUUCUGUCACUUGUUCACCUUCUCGUCAGCGAGGAUCAGACACUGAGGGCCGGUUCCCAUCAUCACCUAGCGAUAUUUGUCACUCAGCUGACUUGAGGAGGGCUGCACUCUUGCGCUCUGUACAGCUGAGAGCACAACCUUCUGGUCCAUUGCCUUUUGAGUUGCCAUUUGGUUCAGCGCAAGAGCCUGUCUCAGACAUUGAAGUUGAAGAGCGGCCAUGCUCAUUUAUUAAGUCCUUAGUUGAUGACAGAGAUUAUCGUGUUGAAGACUGUCCUCUGGUUAUGUCGGAGCCUGAAUUUAGUGAAGGAAAGCCAAGCAACAAGUCAAAUCUAAAUAACAAGGAGGAUGAAUCUGGGGGUUAGAUUCUUUUGAGUUUGAGAAAUGGAUUUUAAACACCAGCUUCAUCGGAAAACUACUCUGUACUGUAUAACGGCAGGAGAGAACUGACCAUUAGCAGCAGCACACCCCAGUCAAAGUUGUUUGGUGUGCGAGGUUAAUGGUUUGCAUGAGGGAAGGCAUCGAGGUCUUGUUACUGGCGCUCUUUAAUCCUCAUUUUAUGCCUUCUCAUAUGCUUUUCGGCAGCAAUUCGACCGACAUUCCUGUUGUAGAUUUGGAUCUACGUGCUCAUUAUUUCUUGGAGUACUUAGCGAUUGUCCUUUUGUUGCCAUGUCUCGUUUUUAUGGCAGCGAGUAUAAAAUUCAAAAAUACAGCAAUGUAUGUCACAACUUUGAGGUGGUAUUGCAUGAAAUGAGAGUGGAAUCAGAAGCAUUUGCU
Rubroshorea leprosula is the source of this 1047-nucleotide messenger RNA. NCBI's taxonomy places the organism in Eukaryota, Viridiplantae, Streptophyta, Magnoliopsida, Malvales, Dipterocarpaceae. The record is from the annotation of a GenBank genome assembly.